CAGCUUUCCGUUUCCGGCUUCCUCAGUUUGAUUUCUUUACUUUUCCGUGGUUUCUAAAGCUGGUGAUGAGAUGGACGUGCCAGAGAAUGAAGAGGAGCUGGACACCAGUGCCCGCAGCAGGCCAGAGUCCUGUUUGGACCAGCCCAUGGAUUCCAGCAGUGUCCAUGAAGUCGUCCAUUUGGAUUCCUCAGCGCUGCCAGCCAAACAUCACGACCCUGACACCACUGAACCAAUCAGCUGUGGUCUUCAGACUUUAGAGGAGUUGUUGUCGUGGAAACGAAGCGAUGCAAACCUUUUUAAUGUGGCGACUGUCCGUUUGGCCCCUCGGGAGCCUCCCCUCGCCGCCAGUGCCUGUCGGACCCUGGUGUCUCACGACAUGAUGGGCGGCUACUUAGAUGACCGCUUCACCCAGGGCACACACACCGAUGCUCCGUAUGCCUUCUACCACUGGCAUUACAUUGAUAUUUUCAACUACUUCACACACAACUUGGUGACCAUCCCUCCUGCUGUGUGGACCAAUGCAGCACAUAAACACGGAGUCGUUGUUCUUGGGACCUUCAUCACAGAGUGGACUGAAGGAGCCGCGGUGUGCGAGGCCUUCCUGAAAGACGAGGAGUCGUACCGGGCGGUGGCAGAUAAGCUGGUCCAGAUCAGCCACUGUUACAGCUUCGACGGCUGGCUCAUCAACAUCGAGAACUCCCUCAGUGAUGUUGCGGUGAAGAACACUCCUUUGUUCCUGCAAUAUCUGACAGAGCAGAUGCACGAGCGAGUGCCCGGCAGCCUGGUGCUGUGGUACGACAGUGUCCUCGAAAAAGGGGAGCUAAAAUGGCAAAACGAAUUGAACCAGUCCAACAGGGUGUUUUUCGCUGCUUGUGAUGGUUUCUUCACCAACUACAACUGGACAGUGCAGAGCCUGGAGUGGAUGGCGGGCUACAGUGGCCUCGAAGGCCGCCAGGCUGACGUCUACGUCGGAGUGGACGUCUUCGCCCGAGGCAAGGUGGUGGGAGGAAUGUGGGAAACAAAUAAGGCUCUGGAAUUCAUUCGAAAGCACAACUUCUCUGUCGCCCUGUUUGCUCCAGGCUGGGUGUACGAGACUCUCAGUGAUAAGACCCAGUUUCGCAAGAAUCAGGACAAGUUCUGGGCUCUUCUGUCAGACUUCCUGCCCAUCCAUCGGCCUGCCUCGCCCCUCCCCUUCGUCUCCUCCUUCUGCCAAGGCUUUGGGAAGGCCGUCUACAGGAAAGGACAGCUUGAGGCAAGCAGAAGCUGGUUUAAUCUGAGUGCCCAGGAGGUGCAGCCCCUGUACAUCAACACACAGCUGGAGGGCGGGGGCUGGCUGAGCAGUCGUGGUUGCCCUGACGACGCCUGGAAUGGAGGCUGCUCGCUGCUGCUGGAGGGACUCAUCCCCAUCACAAACACAUCUCCAGUUAGUGCAAAGAUCUUCUCCCUCCAUGUACCCCUGGCCACCAAGACUCUGGUGACCCUCAUCUACAAGUCAUCACCUGGGAUCAGAGUGUCCCUGGAACUGAAGACGACAGACGCCAGUCAAUGCACACACAUGAACGUCUAUGAUGUCAAACUUCCCGCUGUGUCUCCUGCAGGACUGGAUGAUGGGCUGGAGUCGGUGAGCCAGUUCUCUCAGCUGUGUGGCAACCUGAGUCCAGAUGGCUGGACCACCGGAUGUUCACAGCUGGAGCUUCGUGGCUGUGUUCUGCGAGAACUGAGUUUGAACAUCCAGAGGGAUAGAGAGCCGCAGGAAACGCCUUUCAGCUGCAGAGUGGGAGAAAUCCUGCUUUUGGAUGGAGCCAGUCUGCAGACCCCCCCUCAGCUGGUUCAGGGCUUGUGUAUUUAUGACGUGGUGUGGCUGCGUGGUGCUGGAACCUCCACCUCUCCCUGCCUGCACUUAAACGCCACUAUGCGCUGGGACUACCCCACCGAGCUGGUGCGCCACUUCAGGGUGUACUGGCAGCGUCUGAGAGGACCCGACCCCCGGAUACCCCCUGGCCAGCUGGCUCUGGUGGGCCGGGCGUACUCUAACCUCUAUAGAGUGACAGAGCUUGAGGUGCCAGAAGCCCCGGGCCUGCUGGAGCUGGUGGUGGAGCCGGUGAUUAGGAAGGGCUUCCAGCUCCCAGAGAGCCACUGGGGGAGAAGGAUCCUCAGCUACACAGAGGCCAAAACACAAUGAUCACAAACAUCUGUUGUCUUUAAGAUUGAUCUGAAUUUCACACAGAAUGGUGGGGGGGGAUACUUUAAACAAGGGACCCAAAAUCUAAUUUGUUUUAUAUAAUUAUUAUCAUUUUUUAAUCAGAAUGAUUAUAUAUUAAAUAUAUAAUAUAUAUAGUACUUUGGAGUAUCCAAAGAGUGUGUAGAAUAUGAUUUGUAAGCGGGAAAUCUGUACUUUAGCCUUUUACAAAUCUUGUGCCUUUUGCAAUUUGAUUAUUUGUGCGUCUCUUCUUGAUACAGUAACAACAAAACGAUUUCGAUCAUACCAAGCAUUUUUCUUCCAGUAAUGUAAACACUUUGAAGCAGAUAGCCUGGCUCCGUCCACCUACCAGUUUAAGCUAACUAGCGCAUCACAUCUCGUUUGUACAAAAACGGUUUGGUUUAAACGGUUUGAGGGAAGAAUUUCUGAUGGUUGAUACCCAAGCACACUAUGAUGAAAAGACUCCAGGACUAAUCAAAAAAGGAAAUUUAACGUUUUAAUAAGUACGUUUAAAAGAUGCUGCUAGUCAGGUUAGCUGCUGCCACCUGUUGCUAGUAUUUGUGCUAAGCUAACUAGCUAUAGCUUUACAUUUCGUGUUUAGACUUGAGACUUUUAUCAGCCUUGUUUUUUUUAUUUAUGUCUUUAUUUCAACAAGGAGCAUGCAUAGAAAAGCCCUUAUCUCAAAAAAGAUUAUUUGGAAAUGCCAGAUUCAGAUAUGCUAAUUACCAUCUGCAAUCCCUGGGCAGGAACACUUCAACAAUCAACAAGCACUUAAAACAUUACGUAGUCUCUAUCACACUAACAAUUAUACAUACAGAUCAAAACAUGUAAAUACCAUCACAUGUAUUCUACAACUAUAAUAUGAAAUUAAUAUUAACUAAAAUAUCAAAAUACGGUAAAAUAAUGCUGACUGGUUGCUCAAUAUGUAUGCUGAAAAUAUAUUCUCAUUUAGGUCUUAUUGUAUUUCCCAUAAUGUUUAAUUAUUCCUUAUGUUACUACAUGUUACCUGUGGUGCUGGGGGGUGCAACCUCUAUAACGACAUGCCCCUAUUCAGACAUGCCCCUAUUACGACAUGCCCCUAUUACGACAUGCCCGUAUUACGACAUGUCCCUAUUCCGACAUACCCCUAUUCCGACAUACCCCUAUUACGACAUACCCCUAUUACGACAUGCCUCUAUUACGACAUACCCCUAUUACGACAUGCCCCUAUUCCGACAUACCCCUAUUACGACAUGCCUCUAUUCCGACAUACCCCUAUUACGACAUGCCCCUAUUACGACAUGCCUCUAUUACGACAUGCCUCUAUUACGACAUGCCCCUAUUCCGACAUACCCCUAUUCCGACAUAACCCUAUUACGACAUACCCCUAUUCCGACAUACCCCUAUUACGACAUGCCUCUAUUCCGACAUGCCCCUAUUACGACAUGCCCCUAUUCCGACAUACCCCUAUUACGACAUGCCUCUAUUCCGACAUGCCCCUAUUACGACAUGCCCCUAUUCCGACAUACCCCUAUUACGACACACCCCUAUUACGACAUGCCUCUAUUCCGACAUACCCCUAUUACGACAUGCACCUAUUCGGACAUACCCCUAUUACGACAUGCCUCUAUUACGACAUGCCUCUAUUACGACAUGCCUCUAUUCCGACAUGCCUGUAUUCCGACAUACCCCUAUUACAACAGUUUAGUACCGCCAUUCCGACGUCUUGGUAGACUUCCGACGCCAGUCUACCCAGACGCGUCGGGGCAUCGUCUUUCUUUCAUUUGUUUGUGUGUCUUUUUAACAUAUACAUUUUUAACAUAUUCAGUUUAUUUUGUACAAUAUAAUAUAGCCGAUUGUUGUAAUGAAUGCACUGACUGGUUGGCAUUCAAUUUCAUUGUUGUCCGAUCGCCCUGCAUCCGAUCUGCAAGGGAGUCGCUCAAAGAAAGUUUAAGCUAUGCAAGCCAUCGACGCUGCUCACAAUUCUGCGGAGCUGUAGACCGGAGCUGAUGGGAUGACGAUGGAGAGACUUGGAGGAGCAGUGGCGGUGGAUUCGGGAGGGCUAUCAGAAGCGUCCAUGAGGGAAGAGGGGGGCCCUGCGUGUCUGACAGUGUCAACUACCGCUCCGAAUGCUUCCACUUAAGUGGAGCGAUGCAGAACCAACGCACCACCGAUGCAGACCUUCCGAAACCCUCCCAGCACAUCACACACACUUGCAGAGAUGACUUCUCCCAGGUGGAUCCUUAACCAACACCAUCUCGUCUCAAGGCUAGGCCUACGUCUCCACUAGCUUCCUCAAGAUGCCGGAUACCUCAUGUUGGAAUGUUUGAAAAAAAGUGCCUCUACUCCGACAAUGGAAAAUAUUUUGUUGUAGUGGCACGUUUAAAAAAAAAAUGGAAAUGCCGCCACUCCGACAAUUAGACAUCAGUGUCGGAGUAGAGGUAUAUCGGAAUAGCAGCAUAUAACCGCCAAAGACAGCACUUGAUAAAGGAUCAAAUACUGGAUAUGAUAUUCAUAUCAAGGGCUACCAUGUAUUUGUACAAUUGUCUUAAUCAUAUCAACUCAUAUUACAUCUCAGGUUUCUCAAUGCAAUGGUGUGUUUCAACCAUAAUCCGUAUUUAACUUAAAGGACCAGUUCGCUGUCUGUGUGGUCUCACUUCCGUAUGGGGGUGUAUCGGUUUACAGACGUAUCACUUGACAAGAUCUACCUUUCUAUACCACAUAUACACCACAUAUUAAUGGAUUAAGUUUAAUUUGUAUAGCACUUUUAUACUUGGAUCCAGCAAUGUGCUUUAUAAGAUCUAUGUUAACUAUAGGGGAACAUUGUAAACUGAAAAAACUGAACUGAAGGAUUAUUUAAAAAAAACUUUGUUAAAGACUAUUACAAACAAACUACAUGCUGUGAUUGCUUUCUCUUAAGUAUUCACUAGUCUUGUCAGGCCAGCUCUUUUUGGCUUAACCAGGUACAUCAUGGUCAAUUCAGGAAUAAUGCUUACUUAAAUCAAUUUGUCAACAUGUUCUGAAUUUGAUAAUAAAAAUAUCUGUGAAAAAUUAA
Molecule: messenger RNA, 5234 nt
Organism: Eleginops maclovinus (Patagonian blennie)
Lineage: Eukaryota; Metazoa; Chordata; Actinopteri; Perciformes; Eleginopidae
Gene: engase
Product: endo-beta-N-acetylglucosaminidase
Biological process (GO): protein deglycosylation
Cellular component (GO): cytoplasm
Molecular function (GO): mannosyl-glycoprotein endo-beta-N-acetylglucosaminidase activity
Source: RefSeq, a predicted model, not a curated record